Morus notabilis is the source of this 1210-nucleotide messenger RNA. Its product is annotated as nudix hydrolase 2. The transcript is spliced from 9 exons. Bases 350 to 1192 code for a protein of 280 amino acids. Gene Ontology annotation, molecular function: NADH pyrophosphatase activity; NAD binding; ADP-ribose diphosphatase activity. NCBI's taxonomy places the organism in Eukaryota, Viridiplantae, Streptophyta, Magnoliopsida, Rosales, Moraceae. The record is from RefSeq and is a predicted model, not a curated record.
CACGGACGAUGUCGCCGGUUGCCUCACAGUCAUCAUAGAUUAAAAGAAGAAUGAGUGAACGAAUCAACGAAUACUUGCCUAAACAAAAGGAAAGUCAUGCGGUAGAAUAAUUAUAGUAUAAAAAUGCCUUUAGUUUAGAUAUUUGAGGCAACCGAAUUCACUGCUCUGUUUCAGAACCAUAAAUAUCGCUCUGAAUACUCUCUCUCUCUCUCUCUCUCUCUCUCUCUCUGUCCAAUCAUCUUCACCUGCAAAAAUUAUUGCACCAAUUAAGCGACUCUCUCCAGGUUAUAAACUUGGAGCUACUUUUAGCAAUAUCAGAUCAAAUUCCAGUCCUGCAAGUACUUCUCCAAUGGCUGCGGAGCAACUUGGCGUAUCUGCUGAAAAUGGAGUCCAAAAUGGCAAAAUACUAGCUGCUAUUGAUGAUGAAUUUGAUGGCGUUAUUGUCGAAAUGAAUAAGGCAAUGGAUCCCAUGGUCUUUCAUUCAAUGCUCAAAGCUUCACUUUCUCAAUGGAGACAGCAGAAGAAGAAGGGGGUCUGGAUCAAAUUGCCAAUUCAGCUAGCCAAUCUUGUUGAAUUUGCGGUCAAGGAAGGGUUUUGGUUCCACCAUGCUGAGCCAACAUACAUAAUGCUUGUGUACUGGAUUCCAAAAAGUCAGAACACUAUUCCUGCAAAUGCCACACACCGUGUGCGUGUUGGCGCAUUUGUCAUGAAUGAAAAACGAGAGGUACUAGUUGUGCAAGAAAAGGCUGGAUCUUUACGGGGUUUAGGAGUGUGGAAGUUCCCUACCGGAGUUGUUGAUGAGGGAGAAGAUAUCUCUGAUGCUGCUACGAGAGAAGUCAUGGAAGAAACAGGAAUUGAUUCAGAGUUUGUGGAAAUACUAGCUUUCAGGCAAACCCCCAAGUUAUUCUUUGAGAAGUCUGAUCUAUUCUUUGUCUGCAUUUUGCGACCCCUCUCCUUUGACAUUCAGGCCCAGGAGUUAGAGAUAGAAGCCGCCGCGUGGAUGCCAUUGGAGGAAUAUGCAGCUCAACCGUUUGUCCAAAAGCACGAGAAAUGGAUGAAGCGAAUCAUAGACAUAUACAAGGCAAAAGUUGAUGGGGUUUAUGCAGGAUUUUCUCGGCUACUUACGGAAGCCAAGAACUCCUUGUACGUCAAUGAGAAGGGGUUGAUAUCAUGCAAUAAUAAUAUUAUAUAACUAGUCAAGGUCUAGUCA